AUGUUGGAUAUCAAGUAUUCUCAGUUGGAAUCCAAAAACAAAGAGGAUUUUUUAGACAUUCAAAAGUUGGUUAAUGCAAAUUUAUCAGAACCAUAUUCAGUUUAUGUUUAUUUGUUUUUUUUGACAAUAUGGCCCAAAUUGUGUUUUUUGGCAAAGUAUUACGAUGAGAAAAGUGGAAAAGAGGAAUUGAUUGGAGCCAUUAUAUGUAAAUUGGAGCCCCACAGAAACGCUCGAAUGAGAGGGUAUAUUGGAAUGGUUGCAGUUGAACCCAAGUACAGAGGAAAUGGUAUUGCUAAAAAAUUAAUUUUAAAAUCAAUUGAGAAAAUGGUCCAAGAAGGAGCAGAUGAGAUCAUGUUAGAAACCGAGGUUGUCAAUAAAGCAGCUAUAUCUUUGUAUGAAAAUAUGGGAUUUAUAAGGACUAAACGAUUAUAUCGAUAUUAUUUAAAUCAGCAUGACGCGUUUAGGUUACUAUUACCAAUAACAGAGAGAAGCCAUGUUAGAUCUGGUUACUUGAAUGCUAUAGGUGAAGGAAACAGUGUAAAUGGCGUAGGUAAUACAGAUACAGUGAUAUAG
Molecule: messenger RNA, 573 nt
Organism: Ascoidea rubescens DSM 1968
Lineage: Eukaryota; Fungi; Ascomycota; Saccharomycetes; Ascoideales; Ascoideaceae
Gene: MAK3
Product: peptide alpha-N-acetyltransferase MAK3
Exons: 1
Coding region: 1-573 (190 amino acids)
Biological process (GO): N-terminal peptidyl-methionine acetylation
Cellular component (GO): NatC complex
Molecular function (GO): protein-N-terminal amino-acid acetyltransferase activity
Source: RefSeq, a predicted model, not a curated record